ACACAACUGUAUAUUACAAAACAGAGUUUGCAGAUCUACUGUUUUUUUUGGACUUAUAGUGUGUUUACUUACAAAAUAUACACAUGUCAAAGAUAAAGAAAUGAAGAUAUACACAGAGGCUACAUAAUAAGACCCACAUGUAAAGGUUUUGUUGCUACGUACUACAUUGUUUACACACACUGGCCAACUUUAUUUAAACACCACUCACCAUCUCUCCCUUCACUCGAUCAUCAUCACCAUCAUAAUCUCUUUUCUUCUUCUACCAAUCAUAUAGUCAUGGCAAAGUCUCUAGCUGGAUUGGCGCUUUUAGCCACUCUUUUUAUGGCAGUUGAUGCGUUUAGACCUUCUGGUUUAAUCAACGGUCACGCCACAUUUUAUGGAGGGAGUGACGCUUCAGGAACAAUGGGGGGAGCUUGUGGGUACGGAGAUCUUUACUCGGCGGGGUACGGGACAAUGACGGCGGCGUUAAGCACGGCUCUGUUUAACAACGGUGCUUCUUGCGGGGAAUGCUAUAGGAUUGCGUGUGAUUACGCUGCGGACUCGAGGUGGUGCAAGAGAGGAGCUUCGGUGGUUAUUACAGCAACUAACUUCUGUCCACCAAACUUCGCUCUACCGAGCAACAACGGUGGUUGGUGCAACCCGCCGCUAAAACAUUUCGACAUGGCACAGCCUGCUUGGGAAAAGAUCGGAAUCUACAGAGGCGGGAUUGUUCCCGUCGUUUUCCAAAGAGUAAGCUGUUACAAGAAAGGAGGAGUGAGAUUCAGAAUAAACGGAAGGGACUAUUUCGAGCUAGUGAACAUAUCGAACGUAGGAGGAGCUGGUUCGAUUAAAUCCGUCUCCAUCAAAGGAUCAAAGACUGGUUGGUUAGCCAUGUCUCGCAACUGGGGAGCUAACUGGCAAUCAAACGCUUAUCUCGAUGGACAAUCUCUCUCUUUCUCCAUUACCACGACCGAUGGUGCUACAAGAGUCUUCCUCAAUGUUGUUCCUUCUUCUUGGUCCUUUGGACAGACUUAUUCUUCCAGGGUUCAGUUUUAAUGAUUUCUUGUUUCUUGUAUGUCUGAAAUAUAUUAUUGGCAGUGGUCGCGCUUUGAGUCUGUUAUUUUCUCCCGGAGCGACCCGCCCGCUUUGUUAUUACUACUUUAUAUAUAAUCUGAUUUGAUGUGUUCAAAAAAAAAUCUGAUUUGAUUGUUCCACA
Raphanus sativus (radish) is the source of this 1195-nucleotide messenger RNA. RefSeq names its product expansin-A11-like. The transcript is spliced from 3 exons. Bases 277 to 1035 code for a protein of 252 amino acids. NCBI's taxonomy places the organism in Eukaryota, Viridiplantae, Streptophyta, Magnoliopsida, Brassicales, Brassicaceae. Gene Ontology annotation, cellular component: extracellular region. Gene Ontology annotation, biological process: plant-type cell wall organization. The record is from RefSeq and is a predicted model, not a curated record.